Molecule: messenger RNA, 900 nt
Organism: Bactrocera neohumeralis
Lineage: Eukaryota; Metazoa; Arthropoda; Insecta; Diptera; Tephritidae
Product: succinyl-CoA:3-ketoacid coenzyme A transferase subunit B-like
Exons: 2
Coding region: 1-900 (299 amino acids)
Molecular function (GO): CoA-transferase activity
Source: RefSeq, a predicted model, not a curated record
AUGGUAAAACUGCACAGUUUAGUGAGCCGCGCGAAACCCGACAGUUCAACGGGCGCUGGUGCACUCUCGAGACAGCCCUGUACGCAGACUUUGGCUUGUGCGUGCGUGGAAGGCGGACACCCGUGGGAACUCGUGUUUCGCGGCACCACCCCCACCCCCAAUUACGCCACCGCCCGCGCUCAAGGUGUGUAUCGCGGAAGUGGAGGAGAUCGUCGAGUGCGGUACUCUUCGAGCCCAGUGCGGUCCAUUUGCCUGGGACCGUGUGACCGCAUCGUCAAGCCGGACGUGAUCCGCAAGGAGGCGGAGUUUGUGAUCACCCGCGCGUCCGAUGAAGAGACGGAUGAGGUGUCCAGGAAGAAGUACGCUGUACCGCGGCAUCGGCGCAGAAGCACUGCACGUCCGCCGCGCCGCGCUUGGAAACUUGACGGCAUGUACCUGAAUCUUGGCGUGGGGGUUCCCACUAUUGUGGCGAACUACAUCCUCGACUCCAUGGAUGUGGUACCGCAAGAGAGAACGUAUGGAGUCGUUCACCAUGAUCCGCGGUGGGCACAUGGACCUGACCAUGCUCGGUGCCUCCAGGUCCUCGCCAACGGCGAUAUCGCCAGCUGGUACGUGCCGGGCAAGGUGCUCAAAGGCAUGGGAGGCGCCAUGGACCUCACCGCUUCGGGCUGCAAGGUUAUCGUAUUGAUGGAACACUGCUCCAAGGAUGGCCAGUCGCGCGUGGUGAACCACUGCACGAUUCCAUUGACCGGGCUGAACUGUGUGAGCGUGCUCAUCACCGAUCUCGCCGUUUUCCGCUUUGAGAAACAGGCCGGUGGCGUUAACAAAAUGAUUUUGUGCGAAGUUGCGGAGGGCGUGACCGUGGACGAGGCCGAAGGCAAAGACGGACGCCAAGUUUGA